AUGGGCCACCAAGCCGGCUCAGCGAUGGCGAUAGCGGUCAACAAAGCCGGUGGCCUUGGUCAGGUCGGCUCCGCAGGUGACAUGAAUGUACUUCGCGAACACCUGGACGCUGUGCAAGACGCGUUGCCGAGACAUAAUGGCGUUCUGCCCGUCGGUGUGGGCUUUCUACCUUUCAUUACAAAGCUCGAGGACGCACUGCUGGUCAUCGAAGCAUACCAGCCAGCAGUCGUCUGGCUGUUCGCGGCGAAGGAGACACCGGACUACGUCACCUGGACUUCUCAGAUCCGUGCUCUCAAGGCGCCUGUACCUCAGAUUUGGGUCCAGGUGGGCUCUGUGGCUGCUGCUGUGGAGAUCGGCAAGUCUUGCAGACCAGAUGUAAUGAGCAUACAAGGCUCUGAUGCUGGAGGUCAUGGUUACGAGAAAUCUGCUGGUAUCAUUUCUCUCCUACCUGAAGUCUCGGAUGCACUUUCUGCUGCAGGGCUCGACAGUAUUACUUUGGUAGCAGCAGGUGGUAUCACUGAAGCUCGGUCCGCUGCUGCAGCGUUUACGCUGGGUGCACAAGGCGUGGUCAUGGGCACACGAUUUCUCUCUUCUCCUGAAGCUCUGGUACAUCCCCUUUAUCGUUCAGCAGUCUUGGCAGCGUCAGAUGGUGGCACCCAAACCGCGAAAGCCAAGCUGUUCGACGAGCUACGCGGUCCUAACGCAUGGCCUAAUAUCUAUGACGGACGAUGCAUCGUGAGCGAAAGCUUCAUGGAUCACUCAGCUGGAGUGGAUAUUGAUGAGAUCAGACGAAGACAUGCCGAAGCUGUCAAGAUGGAAAGCCAGGGCUUUGGCGUCGAUGGCAAGGGUAGAGCAGCUAUGUGGGCGGGCACGGGUGUGGGUUUGGUGAGGAAGGAGAUGGGAGCCGGCGAAAUUGUGGAGAAGGUUCGACGUGGAGUCCAGCAAGUGCUGGAUAGUAUCUCGAUGUUGCUUGGGCGAGAUAUGGUCGACAAAGCCAAUACGAGGGCUAUACGUCGUUGGACGUUAUGUCCUCAGCGUCUGAACGCCGUCACAUAUAUUGUCAUCAUCAAAUCAAUCAUCUAUCUGUAUAUGAAUCUACGUCGAAGCAUCUCAUUGACCUUUCACAUUGCCGCUGUACGCUCUCGGCUUCCGGAUCUUCCCGUUGGUAUGUACUCCGGUGUCUUCAAUGCCAUUGACUAG
Molecule: messenger RNA, 1200 nt
Organism: Recurvomyces mirabilis
Lineage: Eukaryota; Fungi; Ascomycota; Dothideomycetes; Mycosphaerellales; Teratosphaeriaceae
Exons: 2
Coding region: 1-1200 (399 amino acids)
Molecular function (GO): nitronate monooxygenase activity
Source: RefSeq, a predicted model, not a curated record